CCCCCUCCCUCUCUCUCUCCGAUUGUUUAUCUUUUCUCAAGGGCCCUGCUGACUUGGACAUUUGAUCAUUACGCGUGCAUUUAUUUCCCGGGGCCCCAGUUACUCCUCCUGAGACAUUGCUUGUUUCCGGACCACCCGUCAGAAUAAAACCAUGCACCUUUGAAGCCUGUGCUUAUCUCCACCACCUGUUUCCCAUCGAGGAACCGGUUCCUCUGGGGCGAACCUCCGACUGAACGAUUCUUUGGACGCUGCAGUAGAAACAAUGACGGCCUCUCCAUGUGGUCCGUUACGACUUUUGCUACAUCGCACAUGGACUCUAUUGGUCAUCUGCUGCAUUCUCCUGGUGUUUCUAUUACUGGUCGUGAUGGGAGAUGAAGCUCUCACAAUCUCGCAUCGGCACCCGACAGUGAACCCGGACAGAACUCUGGCUUUGGUUGUGGCAAAGUCUCGAAGAGAGGAUACCUCUUGGGCUUACCGGGUCAUGCCCCACUGGAGGCCAUACAUCUAUACUUCCGACCAAGAACCCGGAUUUGCCAACCUCCCCGCGAAUAAGGGCCGUGAGAGCAUGGCCUACUUAACGCACAUCGUCGAUAACUACGACCAUUUGGCCGAUAUCACCGUGUUCAUGCACGGCGGUGAUAGCCAGUGGCAUAAUGAUGUCAGGGACCUGGAUUCGCCAUCAUUGCUCCGCAGUCUCAAUCUUCGCACGGUGGAGCGGCUGGGAUACGCUAAUUUGCGCUGCCAUCAUCGCCCGGGCUGUCCGGUGGCCGUGCGGCCGUUUGACCCUGACAUGGCUUCCGACCAUAACAUUGUGUACCGCAACUUCACCAGCAUCUAUCUAGACCUAUUCCGAGUGCCUGUGGACCAGAUUCCUCCGGAAAUUGGAGGCGUUUGCUGCGGUCAAUUUGCGGUCUCACGCGAGCGCAUCCGGGGCCGACCGAAAGAAGAUUACAUGCGGAUGCGCGAUUGGGCGAUUACCACGGAGCUGGACAAUUUUGCUGUCGGAUCUGUCUUUGAAAUGCUGUGGCAUAUUGUUUUUCUAGAAGCACCAGUCGCUUGUCCCGAUACCCAGCAGUGCUACUGUGAACUAUAUGACCUAUGCAACGAAGAGCCCGACAACUCCUGAGUGAGCUUCUCCAGGUUUUCGAUGGAGCCAUCAAUCAAAGCGUCGUGACGGCUCACGGGCCACAGCGUCUCCUUUAUGGUCGUUUCUUCGGGGAAUUACCGAAACAGGUAACAGCCUCCGGGAGGGAUUCAGCGCCGAAAUUCUAGCCUUGUGCCUACA
Aspergillus aculeatinus CBS 121060 is the source of this 1285-nucleotide messenger RNA. Its product is annotated as DUF3431 domain-containing protein. The coding region runs from base 263 to 1126 and encodes 287 amino acids. NCBI's taxonomy places the organism in Eukaryota, Fungi, Ascomycota, Eurotiomycetes, Eurotiales, Aspergillaceae. The record is from RefSeq and is a predicted model, not a curated record. The transcript is spliced from 4 exons.